Molecule: messenger RNA, 2730 nt
Organism: Dreissena polymorpha
Lineage: Eukaryota; Metazoa; Mollusca; Bivalvia; Myida; Dreissenidae
Product: heterogeneous nuclear ribonucleoprotein R-like
Exons: 14
Coding region: 127-1944 (605 amino acids)
Cellular component (GO): ribonucleoprotein complex; nucleus
Molecular function (GO): mRNA binding
Source: RefSeq, a predicted model, not a curated record
AUCUAACCCUAUGAAGCCCGCUUUCCUAACAAACCAGUCAGAUCCGGUUAAACAACGCAGUGGAAUGCGAAAUUAGUUUGGCGACCCCCAUUAAUUUGUGACAUUCCUUGCCCUGAAGGACUUAAGAUGUCUACCAACGACGAGAAGCCCAUGUUAAAGCAAGAUGCUGAUAAGGAGGAAAAGACCCCUGAGGAGGUGGAAUGGGAGUCGAGAAUACGACUGACGCCACAGUUUAAUCAACUUAUUCAAGCCAAUCUAGAGGCUGACGUAAUCUUUGAGAUGUUCAAACUUAUAGAGCGUGGAAUGUUCACCUUUGAAGACGUCGACGAGAUUGUACGUGUAACCAUUACACGAUUCACCAGGAAACAGGGAAUUCAGUUCUUUAAGGUAUUGGGAGCAAAGGAUUUCACCCAUAUCAUGAGGAAGAGCCAUUACAUUGUGUCCCAGAUGAAGCUUUUCAAGUACUACAUAGACCAGAAAGCCACCAUUUUCAAUGGACCAGAUCAAAAGAAAGUACAGGAGCUAUUAGACAGAACAGGCUACAGCCUCAAGGUUACCACGGGGAUGAGACAGUAUGGUGGUCCACCACCGGAAUGGGAUGGGGAAUCUCCGCUUCAUCGGGAGAUCUCCAUCAGCAAAGUGCCUGAUGAUUGGUACGAGGAUAAACUGGUACCGGUCCUCGAGAAGUACGGGAAGAUCUACGAGCUCCGCAUCAUGAUAGACAACAUUACUGGUCUCACUCGGAACUUCUGCUUCGUGAAGUAUUGCGACGAGCAGGAUAACUUGAACGCGCUGUCCAAAAUUGACAAUUUGUGGAUACCCUUUGAACAAGACAACAAAAACAAAUUGGAGAUCGAAGGGGGAGUAACUCUGAAGGCCAACUUCUCCACAUGUAACAAGCGCCUGUUUGUCGGGAAUGUUCCAAAGACAGAGACAAAGGAUGGAUUCAUCAAGACUUUCAGCCAGUUUGUAGAAGGAAUUGAGGAUGCAGAAGUCUAUGUCAGCGAUGAAAUGGUCAAAGUUGGCCUGGAAAACCGCGGAUUUGUGUUCCUGGAAUUCAAGUCUCAUAAUCAGGCUGCCGAGGGAAAGCGUGUCUUAGCAGGAAUAGGGGAAAAGGUUUACGAAGGGAAUAUGUUAAAAGUGGAAUGGGCAGAGCCAGCCUAUUGCCCCUCUGCAGAAGAAACUGCAAAGGUGAAGGCCAUUCACGUCAGUAAUCUAUCAAGGGAGGUAACUGAGGACCUACUGCGGUCCACAUUCGAGCGGUAUGGAAAGCUUUUCCACGUGCAGAAAGUUAGAGACUACGCCUUCAUUCAUUAUGACGAGCGUGAAUCGGCACUCAAAGCAUUGGAUGAAGCAAAGGACCUUGAACUUUGCGGAUUCAAGAUCAAGGUCAACAUCUCAACAUCUGGGCCGCUCAUGCGUAAAAUAAAGAAACAGAACAAAUUGGCCUGGCUUCGGGGCGAGUUUGGUUUCGGGAAAAAGAAGGAACGUCAGGCGCCACCCCCACCUAGAAGAGGUAGAGGUUUCCAUAGAGGCAGUUUCCAGGGGAGCAGAGAUGACAGGAGUUACAGCAGUGGGGGAGAUCAAAGAUAUGGCCAAAAGCGUUCAUAUGAUGACCGGGACGGUUUCCAUGGCAGCGACCGUAGAUCCAGUGGUGGUUACGGUGGUUACAGCGGUAGAGAUGGCGGUUACGGUGGCAGAGAUGGCGGUUAUGGCGGCAGAGAUGGUGGUUAUGGCGGCAGAGAUGAUGGUUAUGGGGGUAGUGGGGGUCGCUAUGGAGGUGGAGGUGGUUACCAUAGCGGCGGUAGCGGUGGUUACAGCAGUGGUGGUGGUGGCGGUGGUUACAUGGAUUGGGAAAGUGGUUACAGUGGAGGAUAUCGUGAUGAUGAUGAUGGUUACAGCGGCGGUUAUGGGCAGGGUGGAGGGAAAAUCAGGCGCUAUUAAAGUGUUCUUCAAUCCACCCUAUUCUUUUACAAUGACAUUCUGAAUGUUUAGUGGGUUUUUUAAGAAUCCGUUUCAUUGUGAGGGGUCAAAACUUGUUACUGUUUGCUUUGUUUUGUUCAUACAGAAAAUGAUGUAUGGCAUAACUCUUCAAGUUAUUGAAGCUGUCAUAGAUGGAUAUAUCUGCAUAAGCAAAAGUCAAAGAAAAAAUUGGACAGUUUUUGUUUAUAUGAACAAGUUAUGACAAGAGCCAGGAAACAUAAUUAUGUGUAAUAUUUUGAUAAAUACUUGCAAGAGUGUGAUUUAUGCAUGAAUUUUCCAUCCAAUAUUCAGGACAGUUUCAUUUUGUUGUUGGUUCUGCCAAAAGUUAUGCCAUAUAACUUUCUAGCUACACCCUGAUUGGUUACAAUCUUUUUUUUUUCACCUUUUGUUGAGCUUCUUAUGACGAAGUUGUACGUCUCAAUGUUGCUACAAGUGUUCAUUAUGUUACUCCUGUGUUGCUGUUUUAUUUCUUUGAUGUCCAGCAUUUAUCGUUUUGUAAAAUCAUGAAAUUAUUCCAUACUUUAAAAGACUCAUUUGCAAUGACUACAUUGCCAUAAAUUAUGAAUAUUAAUGAAGUUGGACAUGUUAUCAUUUAAAUGUAAUUUCAUUUUGCUGCAUUUGAUCAGAUCAUUUUUAUAUCUGCAUGUUCAUUUAAGAGAAUAAAAUCAUCCAUUUUUUAAAUAGUUCACAUUUGGUAAUGUAUGUAUAUGUAACAUUUUAAAUAAAAUAUUAAACAAAGAAAUUCGU